CCCCCAACGUGCCGCCCGGCGCCCCCGCCGCCCGCCCCCCGCACUUUAAAAAAUGCUGCCACUGGACUUGGUUGGAACGAUGUAAAGCAGACUGUAGAUUGCUCAGAUGAAUGGUGGAACGAGCAUCUUGCGAGAUGCGACGAUCCAAGUAACGGAAGGAAAUGCAAACAUGUUCAGUUCAGAAAACAUGGUCCGGACAACUUGGAGGCGAUGCACAUCAUGUUUGGAAGUGCACAUGUUACUGGGGCAUCUGCUUCCAUACCUGGAGAUUUAUCUGAUAAUUGCAGUGAUGAUGAAGUGCAUGAGGUUGAGAGAAGCCCCUCAAAUAUCCACAUGUCCACUAUGCUCCAACAGAAAGGCAAGAAGCGUAAAGCCUCUUCUUCUACGUGUGCGGAUGAUAAGGAAGAGAAAAGUCCAUUUUUACGUCUAUAAAAACAAACCUGCAGCAAGAUCGAAGAUGGAGUGAACAAGAUUACCAGUAGUAUAGAAGCUUCAUCGGCUCCUUAUAUGACCAGCCACAUUCCUACCCUUGCGGAGGCCAUGAGGAUGGUGAAAGAAUGUGGAGUACAGGAGAAAACUGCCCUCAUGCAUACAGCUGCAAUAUCGAUAAUGAAACCUGAAUUUAGGGAGCUCCUCGGAUUGUUUGAGAUAAAUAAAGGAAGACUUGAUUUGCUGCAAAGGGAGCAUGAGAUGAAGAAGUUGCCUUAAUCAUUACGUUCGUUCUUAUUAUUUGAAUCCUUAUUAUUUUUUGGACCAUUAUAUUAUUGUUCUUGUGUAAGCAAACCAUUAUGUUUGAGUCCUUGUAUGUUCAGACCCGUAUUUGUAUGAAUAAUGAUUUGUUUGAGUCCUUAUAUGUUCAGACCUGUAUCUUGAUAAUCUGAAAUGUGGCUUAUGGUAUGUACUUGUUAUGCUCGUGCUUGCAGAGCUAUGGACGAAUUGGCAAAGAAGGGUCACAACGGACUUCAACUUCUAGCCGAGUUGUCCAAGCAGGCUGCCACCAUUGGUCAUUUAGGUGACCGGUACACCGAAAGGUACUUGAAUAAAAAUGAUUACAGAAAUCCUCAACAAUCUGGAAUUGAGUGGGUCGAAGAGUGCCUAGCUGCCCCUAAAUAUUUCUACAAGAUGUUUAGGAUGACUCCUGAGGUUUUUAUGGUCCUUCAUAAUUUGCUUGUCGCUAACUACGGUUUGAAGUCAACAAGCAAUGUUUCAUCUGUGGAGUCACUGGCUAUGUUUUUAUGGAUUGUUGGAGGACCUCAAUCUUUUUCUCAAGCUGAAAACCGCUUCGUUCGGUCCCUAUGGACAGUUCACACUAAAUUUAAGGAAGUCUUGAAAUAUUUGCGAAAAUUAGCAAAAGAUAAUAUCACACCGAGGGACCCUACUUUCAGUACGGAGCAUGCAAAGGUUAGAGAAAACCGUUUCUGGCCUCAUUUCAAAGAUGCUAUUGGAGCUAUAGAUGGGUCACAUGUACAAGUUUCGGUACCUACAGAGGAUGUUGUCAACCACACAUGUCGGCAUGGGUACACAUCGCAAAAUAUUCUAACAGUUUGUGAUUUUGAUAUGAGGUUUACUUUUAUGGUUACUGGUUGGCCGGGCUCUGCACAUGACACACGGAUCCUCAAUCAUGCCUUAACAAAUUUUGGUGACAAAUUUUCGAAACCACCUACAGUCAAAUACUAUCUUGUGGAUUCCGGUUAUCCGAACCGAACCGGAUAUCUUGCUCCUUAUAAAGGAAGUACAUAUCAUCAACCCGAAUUUCGUCUUCGCAGACAGCGAGCACCUCAAGGGAAAUAUGAGAUGUUCAAUUAUUUGUAUUCAUCCCUUUGCAAUGUAAUUGAGCGUGCAUUUGGAGUCCUUAAGCAAAAGUGGCAUAUAUUGAAGUCGAUGCCAAGUUUCUCAAUUCGUACGCAGAUGCAUAUCAUUAUGGCUUGCAUGGCAUUGCACAAUUUUAUUCGUGAUAGCGCGUUACAAGAUGAUGCGUUUGACAAAUGUGAUGAAGAUGAGAACUAUAUGCCGCGAGAUGAGGACGACACCGAGGAACAAGAAGUGGCGCAACUAGAAGUGGAUGAAAUUCUUGAGGAGGAGAAUGAGGUUACCAUGAACACUGUUCGUGAUAACAUAACUAAUGCUUUGAUUAGUUGAAGAUAAUAUUUUAGUUAGGUCGAGGUGGAUCUAUAUAUCUUUUGUAUUAAUUAUAUAUGUCAAACAAUUCUAAUUAUGAUAA
Panicum hallii is the source of this 2221-nucleotide messenger RNA. RefSeq names its product protein ALP1-like. Bases 883 to 2139 code for a protein of 418 amino acids. NCBI's taxonomy places the organism in Eukaryota, Viridiplantae, Streptophyta, Magnoliopsida, Poales, Poaceae. The transcript has 4 exons. The record is from RefSeq and is a predicted model, not a curated record.